CUUCCUCUCCUUUUUUGAAAAUGUCCCUCUUUUGGUAGCUGUUACGAAUUUCAGGUACCUGUUUUUCUCUUUCUCAGACACCACACGCGGUUCUGCUGUUAAAAGGUUUUCUAUCUCAUUUGCUCGACACCCAACCAAUGGUUUUGAACUGUAUUCCAUGGUGCCUUCUAUAUGCCCUUUGGAAACCCUACACAAUUCCCUGUCUCUAAAGCAGGUGGAUGAAUUUCUUGCCUCUGUUGCUGCUCCAUCAAGUGAAAAUCUCCAGGAGACAUCUUCUCCAACUUGCAUGAGUCCACUGUCAGGAAGGAAGAGUUUGUUAAAUACAUACACCCCUGCAAAAAUUCUCCCAACACCACUUGAAGCUUUGCCUGAAAGGCUAGCAGUAGAGAAAAUACCCACAUCUACCAGUGGAUCUGCUGGCUGUGAAACUAGUGUUAAGCUGUCUCCAGAAGAAACCUCCCACAAUGUAAAAGUUAGUGCUGAAACUCUUUCUGAGAAGAAAUGA
This is a messenger RNA of Tinamus guttatus (white-throated tinamou), 505 nucleotides long. The record is from RefSeq and is a predicted model, not a curated record. NCBI's taxonomy places the organism in Eukaryota, Metazoa, Chordata, Aves, Tinamiformes, Tinamidae.